Molecule: messenger RNA, 2523 nt
Organism: Syngnathus typhle (broad-nosed pipefish)
Lineage: Eukaryota; Metazoa; Chordata; Actinopteri; Syngnathiformes; Syngnathidae
Product: WAS/WASL-interacting protein family member 1-like
Exons: 11
Coding region: 330-1880 (516 amino acids)
Molecular function (GO): actin binding
Source: RefSeq, a predicted model, not a curated record
CGACUUUGACGCUGCGUGACGAAUGCCCGACCGCCCGCGCGCCCGCCCGCCCGGCCCGUGCGUCGCAGCUGGCAGUGAUUCGGGCUGCGGGGAUUGUUGACUGCAAAGUAGAAGAAGAAGAAGGGGGCUACUUCUUGCUUCGAGAGCUCAGCGAGGCGUGUUUGUUGGCUGCAGGCCCAGCUGCAUGUGGCUGCUGCUCACACUUUGCAUGUUCAUGAGGACGGAACUGAGGUGCUUCUUCUAUUGUCUUCUCAGCGUCCUGCUCUUUCUUCUAUGGACGCAGAUUAAGGUGCAGCAGCAUCUAUUGCAGACCGCCUAAACGUGGAGAGAUGCCUGCCCCGCCGCCGCCCCCUCCUCCUCCGGGACCCCCGCCCCCUCCCACCCUUGCGUUUGCCAACACCGAGAGGCCGAGUCGUGGAGAGCAGAAGGGACGCAACGCUCUGCUGUCCGACAUUUGUAAAGGAGCUAGACUCAAAAAGUCGGUCACCAAUGACCGCAGUGGACCCCAGUUGGACAAACCCAAAGGAGGGGGAGGAACUGGCGGUUCCGGAGGAGGAGUUUCAGGUGGAGGUGGAAGUUCAGGUGGAGGAUUUGGUGGCGGCGCUCCUGCUGGUUUAGGAGGCCUGUUUGCGGGCGGGAUGCCAAAACUCCGUUCGGCUGCCAAUCGAGAUUCCAGUGACUCGGGAGCCAAUAGAGGACCUGCACUCCCUCCAAGUCGCUUCGGUGGGAGCCCCAGCCCAUUCAGCGGGGGCUCCACUGGUCCUCCCAAGCUCCCAGGUGCGCCUUCUGUGGUCCGUGGUGGGGUUCCCGAUCCGCCCAAGAACCGCACGAAUUUCUCCUCAAGGCAAGACACUCCAGGGGGCGCCCCCCCUCCCAUCCCCAAUACGCCUCGACCCAACCAGAACUUCAGUUCCCGCGGGGGGCCGCCACCUCCGUCCCUCCCCGGAGGACCCAGAUCAAGCCCUUCGUCAGGACCGCCACCCCCGAGUCUACCCCCGGGCCGGCACGGGCCUCUGCCUCCACCCCCGGGUGGCUCCUCGAGGUCGAGCUUCUCUUCACCGCCCCCGCCACCGCCGAGUACCAGCAGACCUCCGUUACCCCCAGCUCCCGGGGGUCGGCCCCCGCUUCCCGACGACCGACCCCCACCACCGCCGGCCCCCAUUGGAGGGCACCGGCCGUCCAUGCCCCGAGACAUACCCCCUCCACCGCCUCCCGCCGUCAACUCCAAACCGCCAUCUUCUGUCUCCUCUCGCUCCGGAGGGGGGGCGCCGCCACUCCCACCGGGGCGACCAGGCCCACCUCCUCUGCCACCGACGCCCCCUGUGGGGGACGACCACUGCACGCCUCGUCUACCGCAGAGAAACACUUCACUCAGCACUUGUGGUUCUUCACCUCAUACCCGGACAGGACCGCUCCCUCCCCCACCCAAUGAGAGGCCGCCAUCCUUUGGAAGAAACCAAUCGGCGGGGCGCACAGGGCCGCUUCCUCCGCCUCCCCCCUCGGUCCGUAGCAUGAGCGGCGCGAGCAUAAGGUCAUCGCCAGCGCAUUCUCCUAUCGGGCGGCCGGGGUCAGAUUCCCCGCGAGGUGGGCCCGGAGGUAGGCCACCCCUACCUCCAGAUAGACCUGGUACAGGUGGAGGGGGCGCCCCUCCGCCACCACUGCCGCCCAUUGGCAACGGCUUCCAGAACUCUCACCACAACCAAAUUCAUGAUGAUUGGGAGCUUCGGUUCAAUUUCCAUCCCGUGUCAGAUCUUCCUCCACCCGAACCCUAUCAACACUUUCACAAGACAUACCCCAGCAAAAUGAGCAAGACCGAAGGCAGAGGUUCAGGUAAAAAGGAACGAGGGGCUCCUCCUCCUCCUCCUCCUAUAUCCAGGUGAAGAAGACUUGCUCAGUGGACCUGAGGAACAGUGAUAAAAAAACAACAAAUGUUUAAGUGGAGAGAUUUUAAACACCAGUCAGAAUGUGUUCCACUAUCACAAGAUUCCAUUUCCUGCUUUCCCCAUAUUUAAUUGAUUACUCUAAAAGUUUUUUUUUUUUACAUUUUUUCAUCCAUCCUGAGAACAUUUGCAAGCACAAAAUGAAUGUGACACAGUCGAUCAGCUUCCUCAGGUGAUUUUUUUUAAAGUGUUGGAAUGUUAAAGGUUUGUGCCUUAAGGAGAAUGCCAGGGAUUAAUUCCCAUUUGUGCCUUAGAUAAAAUAAUUUCCGUAUUUUUUGCUCGAGUACAGUAUUCAGUUGUAAAAACCGCUGCUGCAUCGGGGCAAAUGCAAUGUCAAAUUUCACCAACCUGUGCCUUUACAGUGUGUUUACUUAUUUCUGUCUUGGAAUGGUACUAUUGUUUUUCUUUCCAUUUAAUUUUCACCACAGCACAUUCUUUAAUUCAUGUCCACGACUUGGAUGAUAUUGCACUCGGCUGCAACAACAGCACUGAUGUAUUUUUUAUUUGUUUAAAAAGCGCCUUGUUCUAAAAUGAAGGACCUUUAUGCUUAAAGCGAGUGGUAAAGUUGUUCUUACCGAAAUUG